CCAACAUAACCUCACACCAUUUUUUCUAACUUGUAACCAAAAGACAAUACUCCACAUGAAUACUUCAAAGCUACUGUUGAGUGCUACAACAGCACUUACACUUAUUUCAGUAAUUUUAGCCUUCAACUCCGAAAAUAUGUUGGAACCUUCUCCAAUACCAAGCUCCGAAAAUCUCCUCCCAAAAGCAGAGAUAAUCCAACUGAAAGGAGCAGUUGGACCAGAGAGCAUUGCUUUCGAUCCAAAUGGAGAAGGCCCCUAUACAGGAGUUGCCGAUGGCCGUAUUCUUAAGUGGCAAGAACAAGCUCAAACUUGGGCUGAUUUUGCAGUCACCUCUUCUGAAAGAAAUAAUUGUACUCAGCCAUCUGCUCCUGAAAUGGAACAUAUAUGUGGAAGGCCAUUGGGCAUAAGAUUUGAUAAGAAAACUGGUGACCUUUACAUUGCUGAUGCUUAUUUAGGACUUCAAGUUGUAGGACCAAAAGGAGGAUUAACUACCCCACUAGUCCAAAAAUUUGAAGGCAAGCCAUUGAUUUUCACAAACGACAUGGAUAUUGAUAAUCAGAAUAAUGUAAUUUACUUCACGGAUUCAAGCACAAAAUACCAGCGCAGGCAAUAUUUUGCUGCAUUUGUAAGUGGAGAUACAACAGGCAGGCUUAUGAAAUAUGAUAAGUCGACCAAAAAAGUAACAGUUGUAUUAAGAGGCCUUGCUUUUGCAAAUGGUGUAGCAUUGAACAAAGACCGGUCCUUUGUGUUAGUGGCUGAAACUGCAAAUUGUAGAAUAAUAAGGUAUUGGAUUAAAGGUCCCUACGCGGGACGACACGACAUAUUUGCAGAUGUGCCAGGAUUCCCAGACAACAUUAGAAUAAAUUCGAGAGGAGAAUUUUGGGUUGCUUUGCAUGCAAAAACAUCUGCUACUGCAAUCAAGCUAAGCGCAAAUGGACGAAUGUUGGAAGUUUUGGAAGAUGAAGAUGGCAAGACAUUGAGGUAUAUUAGUGAAGUUGAGGAAAAACAUGGCAAGUUAUGGUUUGGUUCUGUUAUGAUGCCAUUUCUAGGAGUUUAUGGACUAUCUUGAAGCUUAUAAGUGAUGUUGAGGAUAAAAUAUCCAUUCUUUUGGAUAAUUUUUUGUCUUUCUGGAAUGUUUGUUCAAUUUAUAAUUGUUUAAGAAUAUUUGAUCA
This is a messenger RNA of Nicotiana tabacum (common tobacco), 1172 nucleotides long. RefSeq names its product protein STRICTOSIDINE SYNTHASE-LIKE 10-like. Gene Ontology annotation, cellular component: endomembrane system. NCBI's taxonomy places the organism in Eukaryota, Viridiplantae, Streptophyta, Magnoliopsida, Solanales, Solanaceae. Gene Ontology annotation, molecular function: hydrolase activity. The record is from RefSeq and is a predicted model, not a curated record.